Mercenaria mercenaria is the source of this 1749-nucleotide messenger RNA. RefSeq lists its product as uncharacterized. The coding region runs from base 1 to 1749 and encodes 582 amino acids. The transcript has 3 exons. Lineage: Eukaryota; Metazoa; Mollusca; Bivalvia; Venerida; Veneridae. Gene Ontology annotation, molecular function: ubiquitin-protein transferase activity; zinc ion binding. Gene Ontology annotation, biological process: positive regulation of DNA-templated transcription. Gene Ontology annotation, cellular component: chromatin; nucleoplasm. The record is from RefSeq and is a predicted model, not a curated record.
AUGGCUGAAGGAGGUGACCUUACAUCUGUCAAAGACGGGUCGGAUGCUGACUUUGAAUUAGUCUGUACGCCCUGUGGGGAAGAUGAUAUCAGAGAAGAAGCUGUCAAAUUCUGUGUAGAAUGCAACCAGUAUCUUUGUACAACAUGUGCUAGAUGUCAUAGAAGAAUUGCGGCUUCGAAAUCUCACAAGUUGCUGGAUAGGGAAGACGCCAAGAAUACGUCUAUGGUUGCCAUGACAGCAAAAUGUCGAUACCAUCCAGAUCGAGACAUCGAGAUGUUCUGUGGAACACAUGACAUGGUCUAUUGUACAAAAUGUGUAGCCACAGAGCACAGGUUGGAAUUCCACCAGCCUUCACAGAAGUUACCGCUGCCAAUUUCGUUGGAAUUGGCUUGUGAGAAUGUUAAGAGCAUAGACGAUAUGCCGACAUCUCUUAUCCAACAGAAUGACAUACAGCGUUUACAGUUUGAAACUAAAGCUGUUCACGACCAGUUAGUAGCUGCAAAGAAGAAGAAGCAGAAAAACGUCGCUUCUCUUGAAGUACAGAGAAGCGGUAUUCUUCACAAUAUUCAGGAUAUAGAGAACACUAUUGGAGAAUAUAUCGGGAAAUUGAAAAGAGAAGCAGUCGAGAAUUUGAACAAGACGUGUUUAGAAGCAAAUGGCAAACUGGAAUCUGAAAUCAACUUGAUGGCUAAUACAAUAACAGAAGUCGACAAAUCGAAAAGUAUAUUGCAAACUGUAAAUAGAGUGGAUGCUGGACAACGGUUUGUUCAAAUAAAACUGAUAGAAAGGAGUGUGAAAGAUGCAAAGAAAUUGUUUGAAGAAAGUCAGUCAGAGGGAACUAGAAUUGCUCGUUUUACAGAAAAUGCAAACCUGAGAAGCAUUUUAACGACUGUCGCUGAAUUAGGACGUGUGGAGACGUUGAGUGAAAACCUAACGCAGAUUACACCAAGGCAAUACAAGGUAAAAGCGAAGAAAGGGCAUAAUGUCAGAAUGCAGAAUGACAGUCAGAAAUGUUAUAUAACUGAUCUGUGUCUGCUUCAGGAUGGUACCGUCGUUCUGGCUGACUACAUUAACACGAAAAUAAAGAGGCUUGAUACAAAUUUUAGUAUAAAGGACGCGUGUAUUCUAACUUCCAGUCCUACGGCCAUCUGCUGUACUGCUAAGGAUGAAAUUGCAGUAAAAUUGGCUAACGACACAGUUCAGUUUAUAUCAGUUGGUCGGGCAUUGUCUGUUUUGAGAAAUAUAUCUAUAGCAGGGGGUAGUUAUUUGGGAAUGGAGUAUUUUGCUGGGGAGCUUUGGGUAUCUAAUGCAAGUAGUGUCAACGUGUACAAUACAUCAGGAACACUACUGAAGUCUAUCAACAAAAACAUGAAUGGACAGAGUAUAUUUAAAUCUUCUCCUCAACGUGUGGUUGUCAGUGGAGAGACUGUUAUUGUAACAGAUGGAAGUGAUGGAACCGUCUGUUUAGGAAGAGAUGGUGAAGUGAGGCGUGAACUGCGGGACGCAAGACUGAAAUACUGCAUAGGUGUAUCUGUAUCAGAUGAUGGCACCGUCUUCCUGUCUGGAACUAGCUCCCACAAUAUCGUGAUUUUUAGUGGUGAAGGGAUAUGUCAAGGAGAACUACUAACGACAGAAAUGGAUCUUACUCAUGUUUCCUCUCUCUGUUAUGUUAACAAAAGAAAUUGUUUAAUGCUAGCACGUAACAUUUAUGAGCAUGACAGUAUCAACAUUCUUGAAAUGCACGAUUAA